Folsomia candida is the source of this 1387-nucleotide messenger RNA. RefSeq names its product queuosine salvage protein. NCBI's taxonomy places the organism in Eukaryota, Metazoa, Arthropoda, Collembola, Entomobryomorpha, Isotomidae. The transcript is spliced from 8 exons. The coding region runs from base 199 to 1245 and encodes 348 amino acids. The record is from RefSeq and is a predicted model, not a curated record.
AACGGAAAACGUUGGCUGCACGAAUUGUUAGCCGGUUUUGCACAUAAUUUGCAUUGUUGUAUUUAGUUGUUACACAUUUCGACCAUUUGGUUUAUCAUUCAGGUUCAGCUAUAUUGCAAAGGAUAUUUAUUUCAAUUAUCUUCUCCUGCAAUUCAUCGUUUCGUGUUAAUUCCAGUUCUAGAAGGGAAUUUGCUGAAAAUGGCUCUGAGCAGUGAUCAGAAAGUGCUUUCACCAAGAGAAUCUGGAACCUUCAUCGUUCGAGUUGCCCAGGACGUGUCCAUUGACAUGGAAGGCAUUAAAAAAUGUGCAUCUGAGAUCUUCGAGAAUGUUCGCUCUGGAAAAUUGAGUGCAAGGAAUUUUACCCAGUCAACUUUACAUCCGAAGUCAACUGACCCAAAAGCCGUCGACUGGAUCUUUCUGGUCGACACGCUCAAUUUCUCCUUUUGGUCUGGGGAUGAGGAUAGGGACGUGCCGAAAUGGACCGUCCAGUUCAAAGGAAACUCUUACACGGGUUACUUUGCUUUGUGUGCAGCAGUAAAUCGGGCUAUCGAGGAGGAAGGGUUGGAUUUAACAGAUCCGAAAGUUUAUGGUUCUCUCACGGUUGACGACAUCUUGCGAAUCUUCCGAUCUGAAACCUCCACCCCCAUUCCCAUGCCUGAAGACAGAGUGAUCAACCUUCAAGAAGCCAGUCGCAUUUUGCAGGAAAAGUAUCAAGGAUCGUUUGUCAACUGCAUUCAUCUUGCUCAGAAAAGUGCUCAGCAGUUGCUGAACACUUUGGUGUCGGAUUUCUCAUCUUAUCGAGAUCAGGCUGUUCUCGACUCCGUCACGGUAUCGAUUCAUAAAAGAGCACAAAUUUUGAUUGGAGACAUUUGGGCGUGCCAUGAGGGUCAAGGCUUGGGAGAAUUUGAUGAUAUUGAUAGCUUAACCAUGUUUGCUGAUUAUCGUAUUCCUCAAGUACUGUUACAUUAUGGUGCCAUGAAAUAUUCCAAGGAGCUGAUGGAUGAUCUACUUAAAGAUAAGCUACUGGAAAACGGCGAGAGACGCGAAGUAGAGAUUCGUGGAGGAUCAAUUCACGCUGUGGAACUAAUUUCUAUUGACGUGAGAGAACGCCUUGUGAAAGUGGGGCUGCCACCCAACAUGAUCAAUUCCAUUUUAAUCGAUCAUUUUCUUUGGGACUAUCGGCGAGAGCAUGCGGCGGAGAUGGAAAUGUAUCCUUACCACAAAACCCGUUGCAUUUACUACUGAGGAAAUUGAGACAAGAGAACAGUUUCUCCAAUAGCACACUUAUUGAAGUCUAUACGAGUGCACACAUCCAGUUUCAAAUUAACACAAAGAUGAUUUAUUACUGCCCGAAAUAAAGUUUUUUGAGACAAAUACUAAUAACAAA